AUGAAGAUUCUUCAUGCCUUCAUGUUUUGUUGCUUCUCAGCUGGAUGUCUGGCGACGACAGAAGUGCUGGAGGUGAGCGGCCAUGUUGGAGGAGAGGUCUCCGUACACUGCUCUGUUAGCAGGACCAAAGACAACAGCUCCGAACACAGCAACAUGUACUUCUGCAGUGGAGUCUGCUCCAGAGAAAAUGUUCUCAUUCAGACUAAGAGGAAGAGGUCACCCGUCACAUGGCGGGGGAGAUACAGCAUGGAGGCCGACAGAGGAGAUGGGGUCUUCAACGUGACCAUCAAGAAGCUGAAGAGGGAGGAUGCAGGGAGAUAUUGCUGUGGAGUGGGGAAAACCUUUAACGUGCUGUACCAGGAGGUCAAUCUCAUAGUCCUAGAUGCUUCCACUGUUCCUCCUGGAUCUCCUCCCUCCACCAUGACCCUGCAAACCGAAGCAGAAACUCGGCCCCAAGGCAGCUUUGAGUCCAGCACUGAAUCGUCAGCAACAGCAUUAACUCUGCCCUCUACAGAGAAGACAAACCAGCGAGGAACAGUCAACCUCACAGAUACCACGGUGGUCAUCAUUGUUUCGGUGAGCCUGGCUCUUCUGGUUUGUGCGUUUAUCCCUCUUGUUUUCUACGGACACUGGAGGAGCAAUGCCGAAGAUCAGAGCAGAACUGAAGCAAACAAGGACGAGGCCGAUUACUGUGAGGAAAAUCAGGAUGGCGCCUCCACUCAGGACAGAGUGAGGCUGCAGUCCUUAGAACCAGAUCCAGAGACCAGUGCUGAGGAUGCUUCCCAGUAUGCUGCCAUCUACCAAGCACUUGACCCCCAAUCUCUGGACUGA
This is a messenger RNA of Toxotes jaculatrix (banded archerfish), 831 nucleotides long. Its product is annotated as CMRF35-like molecule 6. Gene Ontology annotation, molecular function: transmembrane signaling receptor activity. The transcript has 6 exons. Lineage: Eukaryota; Metazoa; Chordata; Actinopteri; Toxotidae. Bases 1 to 831 code for a protein of 276 amino acids. The record is from RefSeq and is a predicted model, not a curated record. Gene Ontology annotation, cellular component: plasma membrane.